AUGGCUGGAACACAAAGAGCAAGGCAAGAAGAACAUGGCUCAAGCCAUGACUGGAUAGAAAGUGGGGUGUUCUACGUUGGGCAACAUAAACACGCAUUUCCUCCUUCCACGGAUGCACAUUUCCCUGAGAGCACCGCACCUGAGGAUGCUGCCCUGUCCCCAGACUCUGGGGCUACAAACUCGAAGGAGUCACGACCUGCGCUCCCAGCAGAACCACAUGGUCACUUCAAUGAGAACGAUUCUCUGGCCCCAGGCGCCACGCUUCAGCCCACCGCCUCUCCGGAAGGGGCAGAGGAGAGCGCUGCUGAGAAGCGGCGAGGAGGAGCGACUGACAACAGAGCUGACACUUCCCCUCUCCUCCCCGAGCCAUUUCCAGAAAGGGGCACUUGGGAGACGCAGGGGAUGUCCGCGGUCCCACCGGCGGCCGACCUGAGAGCGGGACCCGGCGAACCCGUCCCCCCCAGACAUGGCGCGGUCACCUGGCCCCUCCUGCGGGGCCAGAGCGGAGCUCGCGGCCCCUACCCCGCGCCCCGGAGCGCAGAGCCAGCUCCCGGCCGCCGCACGCAGUGUAAACACUCGGCGCCCGCCGCCUCCCCGCAGACCCCCGUUUCUGCGCCGCUUGUCACGCGCGGGAGGAAAGGCGAGCCGGGCGGAGGGAGGGCAGACGCGGCGGCCGGCCGCCGACAGCGCCGGCAGCGUGCGCGCGCCGGGGACGGCACCCCGGCGCCCCCGGCUCCCGCUCCCGCCCCGCGCCCGCUUACCUGCCGGGGUCGCUCCGAAGACUCGCACCACCGGCACCUUCUUGACAGGGGCCUGGAACAUGUUCGCCGCCGCCGCCACCGCCUCCUCUUCACUAGCGACCUGGCAGCGGCAGCAGCGGCGGCGGCGGCUCCUUCCGCAGCGGCAGCCCCACAGCAACGGCGGCGGCGGCGCCCCCUCCCCUCCUCGGCGCGGCCCCCUCCCCUCACACACACACACACACACCGCGAGCCGCGGCGGCGGCGGGCGGGGUUGGCACUGCUGCCGCCGCCUCCUCAGGAGCACCCGGCGAGGGGCAACAGGAGAGACGCCGUCGCGCUUUCGUCGGUGCUGGUGCUGCCGCCACCGCCGGGAAUCACACGGGCUCCUCGGUCCCAGGCUGCAGCUCUUGUUGCCAUGAUGAUGAUGUCACGGACGCAACCACUGGGGGAGGGGAGGCCGGGCUUGUGUGUGGCGAAGGGAGGGCUGCGAGUAGUUGGGGGAGGGGACGCGGCGGGAAAGGGAGGGAGCGGGGCGCGCGCCCGAGCGGGACACCCAGGCGGGGCCGGGUGUUUUCUUUCCCGCCCCCGGGCACGCGGCGGGGGAGGAGGCUGGCGGAAGGCUGGGCCGGCGCCCGCGCCGGGGAUCGAUGACUCGGCCGCUGGGCACGGCCACCUGGGUCAGGGGCAGCGGAGGGGGCGGCGGAGCGCCGAUGCCACGGAUGGGUUUGGAGGGGCUUGCAGGAGGCGGGCACCCGUGUUCAGGGCCGUUUCGGAGGCUAAGCGGGACCAGCCGGAGCUGCGGUGCUCGCGCUCGCCUUGCCGACCGCCAUUUCGCAUCCUGCAGAGGAGGCGGGGGCCGCCGCGGAGACGGCUUUUUACAAGUGACCCAGAAGCAUCCAGAGUGAGCUGCACAUUGGACCACUCCUGGAAUAGAUUCAUCACUUGUGUUUUUUGGCUUGGAUAUCACUGUUCUGUGCCACCUGUGGAAAAUGGGAGACAAAUUAUAUCCCUUAUGAUUGCAGUUGUUAGGGAAUUACCGCUCAGCUGGGAGCUCUGUUCUGUGCAACUUCACUCUGGGACCGAGGCUGCCUGGAGAACCACCAUCUGGAGUAUGGCUAGUCUCCGUGAGAGAGAGGAAGAUAGAGUGGUGAAUUUCUCACUGGCUUUUAAAGCUUACACCUGAAAGUGAUACAUGGCACUUCUACUCAGAUGUCACUAGGCAAAGCAAGUCACGUGGCUGUACCCAACUUCAAAAGGCGAAGAAGUGCAAUCAUACCCUGUGUUUGGGAAAAUCGGACACACUUGGUGGGCAGAACUGUCCCAGAUGAUGACAGUUGCUAUGAAGAAACAAAGCCAGUUUUUCUACAGCUAUGAAGUGGACGUGCCAUACGACAUGCUCUUCAGCGGGUCCGGAAACAAAAGUGUUUUCUGAAGCACUGGCUCGAGUGUUGUGUAAGCUCCUGCCAGCGUCUGUGGGCCCACGGCUGACGGGAGGGCAAAGAGACAGGCGAGUGAGCCACCUAGUAAGAGGACCAAAUUCUGUCCCCUUUCUCCUGCUAUGCAGUUCGCUUCCACUGCCUGCACUCCAGGGCUUUUCCAUAUGAUGUCCAUGCAGCUGUAACCGUGGCACGGCCUGUGCCCCAACCCCUGACAAGGGAGGCACUUGGAUCGAAGUAGAAAAGCCCUGUUUUCUAGCCAUGACCUAGAGGAGAAGUCUCUGACCCCCGAGGGGGACAGAUGACCUGACAGCCAGGACCCCACGAGCCCUGGACAGUCUUGGGCACAUCAGCACCGAGGCUGAGCUCAGAAAGGCUGGGAGCAGCUGAGGCCUCUUAGGCCAGGAGGACAAGAGCCAUGUCUACCUCACCCCGGAAAAUCCCUGGGGGAACCCAAAGGAGUUCAGAGCCCCUUUCUGAGGCUCACACUUCAGGAGCCCAGGCCCCACACCUAGAGUUCUGAGAUGGGGCCAGGGCUCCUGUAUAUUUUGGUUUCAGUCCCAUAGGUGACUGGGUUCUCUCAUCCUUUGCCAAGGGCAGUGUAACCUGUACAAUUGGGCAAUAACUGCCAGAAUUUAAAAAGCGUAUUCCCUUUGCAAUUACUUUCACUAGUAAUUUCGCUUCUAAGAAUUUCCUCUACAGAGAUGCAUGCGUCUUGCAUGAAAUGAAGAGGCUAUAAAGAUAGACCAUGCAGCCAUGUUAUAACAGCAAAGACUAGAAGCAACCCACUUGUGCAAAAAAAUUCUGAUUUUUAAAACUGUGGUCCAGCUGUGCAACGAGGACUCUGCAUCUUUUAAAAAAGACUGAGGAAGUGCCGUGUGAACUGAUGUGGAACUAUCUCCAAGACUUGUGGUUAAGUUAAAAAAAAGUAGAGAGCAGAACAGUGUGUAGCGUCUGCUGCCCUUUGGACGAUCUAAGGUCGUCUAUGCACAUGCCAUCUCAUCAGAAAUUCAGAACAGCGGUUGCCUCUGGGAAGGGAACUGGGUGACUGGAACGGGGGCAGGAGGGAGCAUUUUAUACCUUUUAAAUUUUGUACCAACUGCCCAUAUAUCUACCUAAAAGAUAAAAGGAAAGAAAAGAA
Messenger RNA from Equus caballus (horse), 3317 nucleotides. The record is from RefSeq and is a predicted model, not a curated record. NCBI's taxonomy places the organism in Eukaryota, Metazoa, Chordata, Mammalia, Perissodactyla, Equidae.